Capronia epimyces CBS 606.96 is the source of this 1038-nucleotide messenger RNA. RefSeq names its product syntaxin 5. The transcript is spliced from 3 exons. Gene Ontology annotation, cellular component: endomembrane system; Golgi membrane; SNARE complex. Bases 1 to 1038 code for a protein of 345 amino acids. Gene Ontology annotation, biological process: intracellular protein transport; endoplasmic reticulum to Golgi vesicle-mediated transport; vesicle fusion. Lineage: Eukaryota; Fungi; Ascomycota; Eurotiomycetes; Chaetothyriales; Herpotrichiellaceae. Gene Ontology annotation, molecular function: SNAP receptor activity; SNARE binding. The record is from RefSeq and is a predicted model, not a curated record.
AUGGUUUCCCAUACCAUACAAGAUCGAACGAACGAGUUCCGCGCAAUCCUCACUCAGGUUCAAAAGCGACAGUCCGCCACAAAAGGAGGUCCUCAACGACAAUCUCUCCUAACAGAAGCACAAAAGAAUGAAGCCAAUGGCGCUCCCCACGGCCCUUCCAAGGGUGCAAGAUCAGAGUUCGCGCGCAAUGCCGCCCAAAUCAGUCGUGGCAUCACGGCCACCAUGGGAAAAUUGGAGAGACUGGCGCAGCUCGCUCGGAGAAAGGCUAUAUUUGACGACCGGCCUGUGGAGAUCUCGGAGCUCACAUAUGUGAUCAAACAAGACCUAGCCAACCUCAAUUCUCAGAUCUCAGCACUGCAACACCUUACGCAGUCACAACAUCCGACUGCUUUCCAGCCUCGAUCCGCAGACCAGGAAGGCCAACACCACAAGAAUGUCGUGUUGAUGCUACAAAAUAAAGUCACCGAUGUGGCUGCCAACUUUAAAGAUGUCUUAGAAGUCCGGACGAAAAACAUCCAAGCUUCAAGGUCAAGGACGGAGAACUUCGUAUCCUCCGUCUCCGCGCGCUCACAAACCCAUCUCGACGACUCGCGAUCAGAGUCACCACUAUAUCAGAACGCUGCCGGUCGUCAAAAGACCCCGCAGGCAUCCUCAAACGAUUUGCUGACGCUAGAGCCGUCCAACACAUCUACUCUAAUGAGGAACGGUGGGCUUUCGGAUCACCAGUUGUUGCUCAUGGAAGAGGCGCAACCCACAAACACGUAUAUUCAAGAGCGCGGACAGGCCAUUGAAGCCAUUGAGCGGACGAUAAAUGAACUCGGAAGUAUUUUUGGUCAGCUUGCGAGCAUGGUCUCGGAACAAGGAGAAAUGCUGCAACGGAUAGAUGCCAACACCGAGGACGUGGUGGACAAUGUUCAAGGGGCGCAGCGGGAGCUGUUGAAGUAUUGGAAUCGUGUGCAAGGAAACCGAUGGCUUGUGGCAAAAAUGUUUGGCGUGCUCAUGAUUUUCUUCCUGCUUUGGGUGCUGAUAUCCGGAUGA